Molecule: messenger RNA, 760 nt
Organism: Amyelois transitella
Lineage: Eukaryota; Metazoa; Arthropoda; Insecta; Lepidoptera; Pyralidae
Exons: 6
Coding region: 145-738 (197 amino acids)
Source: RefSeq, a predicted model, not a curated record
CCCUUAAACAAGAGGGACAUCGAUACUUUCAGAAGAUUUUCAGUGUGGGCGGUGAAUGCCUUCUGGCCUUUUGCGUAUGACGAAAACAAUAUCGCUUUUAAAUCUUGCCAUUCGAUAAGAAACAUUUAUCGCGGCUCAUUGGACAUGAUAUAUCGUUAUUACAAUAUAAGGACUCUAUACAAGGACACCAUAGAAUAUGAUAUAGGCUACAUCACCCACCAGAUAAUAUUGCGUUAUCAACUGAUGAUCGAGACUUAUCAUAUUGUGAUAAAGAAAUUUGUCAAAAAACCGGACGAAAGAGCGCUGCCUAUUUCACCAUUUUUCUAUUUGUACACGAACAUGAUCGAACUCGGUCAAGUAAUAGUGAACCUGGCCAAUAUGCUGGCGGAAACGGAAGCCAAGUACAGGGACGUCACCAACCCGCUUUGGGUUGAUCUGACCUCGAGGACUCGCAGAACUACCAGAGAUUAUACGGGAAGUCCUGAAAAUUUGACGACUGUUUUUGGUCAACCUGCAGUCUCUAAGGGGGAAUCUGGCGAGGAAAAUCUGCAAGGCGCGCAAGCUUAUCAGGCCCAACUUAUAGCAGAGCAAAAGAGAAAAAGAAAGGAAUUAAGGAAACAGAGGAAGGACAUGCAAAAGGGUAUCGUUACGCCCACCAAGGGUACCUACCCUUGGAAAAAACCUGGAUUCAAAAAACUAUGGAAAUAUGAUUACGGCUGGUCGAUAGAGAACUGGUGAAAUAUGUUAUAAAAUAAUAAAA